CAUAGUACAGGAACAACUGUAGGAAUGACAAGUCCCCAACUGUGACCUCUCUUCUGUGGGAACGUGAGUGUGCUCGUUCAGUUUUAAAGUUUACACGAUGUGCGGCAUAUGGGCGCUAUUCGGCAGCGAUGAAUGCCUUUCGGUCAAGUGCACCAGUGCCAUGAAGAUAGCGCACCGCGGGCCGGAUGCGUUCCGCUUCGAGAAUGUCAACGGCUACACCAACUGCUGCUUCGGCUUCCACCGGCUGGCUAUCGUGGACCAGCUGCACGGCAUGCAGCCGCUGCGGAUCAAGAAGUUCCCCUUCUUGUGGCUCUGCUACAACGGCGAGAUCUACAACCAUCACAGACUGAAGGAGGUGUUUGAGUUUGAGCACCAGACUGAAGGGGACGGAGAGAUCCUUCUGCACCUGUAUGAUCGCUUCGGCAUCGAAAAGAUGGCGUCUUUGCUGGAUGGAGUGUUUGCCUUCGUGCUGCUGGACACGGCUAACAAGAAGGUGUUCCUGGGCAGAGACACGUAUGGCGUCAAGCCCAUGUUCAAACUGCUCACCGACGAUGGCUUCCUUGCAGUGUCCUCCGAGGCCAAAGGCCUGACUGAGAUCACCCACUCCAUGGCUUCUCAGGUGAGGGUGGUGCCCUUUCCCCCGGGACACUUUGAGGCGUUCAACCUGAAACUGUCGGGGAAGGUGGAGUCCAUCCAGAUGGACCAGUUCCACAGCUGUGUGGACGAGCCGGCCCACAGCAUCUACGACAGCGUGGGGAAGCUGCCCUCAGGCUUCCAGCUGGAGAUGGUGAAGAGCAACAUCAGGACGCUGUUUGAGAACGCCGUCAAGAAACGCCUGAUGGCCCACAGGAGGAUCGGCUGCCUCCUCUCAGGUGGCCUGGACUCCAGUCUAGUGGCGGCCACACUGGUGAAGUUGGCCAAGCAGGAGAAGUUGAAGUACCCCGUCCAGACCUUCGCCAUCGGCGCUGAGGACAGCCCUGACAUUCAGGCCGCACGCAAGGUGGCUGCAUACAUAGGCAGUGAACACCACGAGGUCUCCUUCACCCCUGAGGAAGGGAUCAAAGUCGUAAAGGAAGUUAUCUUUCAUCUGGAGUGCUAUGACAUCACCACCAUCCGCUCCUCCGUAGGCAUGUACCUGGUGUCUAAGUUCAUCCGUGAGAAGACAGACAGUGUGGUCAUCUUCUCCGGGGAGGGGGCAGACGAACUCACUCAGGGAUACAUCUACUUCCACAAGGCUCCCUCCCCUAAAGCAGCAGCUGAAGAAAGUGUUCGUCUGAUGAAGGAGCUCUACUUGUUUGAUGUGCUGAGGGCAGACCGCACCACUGCUGCUCAUGGGCUGGAGCUCAGAGUGCCUUUCCUGGACCACAGAUUCACUGCCUACUACCUGUCCUUACCUGAGGAGAUGAGAGUUCCCAAGGACGGUGUGGAGAAGUUUCUGCUGCGAAGUGCCUUUGCGGGUGAGAACCUCAUCCCAGACGAUAUUCUGUGGAGACGCAAGGAGGCCUUCAGCGAUGGCAUCACAUCUGUCAAGAAGUCCUGGUACACCAGCCUUCAGGAGCACAUCGAGUCUGAGGUGAAUGACUCCGAACUAGAGAUGGCUGCAAAGACAUUCCCCUUCAACCCCCCCAAAACCAAAGAGGGCUACUACUCCAGGCAGAUCUUUAAGGAGCUCUACCCUGGAGGCUGCGAGUGGACUCCCCACUACUGGAUGCCCCGCUGGAUCAAUGCCACCGACCCCUCCGCCAGAACCCUGUCCAUCUACACACCCGACAAGGACCUGUAGGAACGCUCCACUAGAACCCUGUUAAUCUACAAUUCGGACUUCAAUUCAAUUCUAUUCAAUUUUAUUUAUAUAGUGCAAAAACAAUAUAAUUGUCUCUAGGCGCUUCACAGAGCCCAAGCUUGAACCCCUCUUCUAUCUACAAAUCACACAAGGACUUGUAGAGUCCAACAAAACACCUUUCAUCUACACACACACACUGGAGCCAUUUAUUAUUGAACAGACCUCUGCAGGAGUGCAAACAAACCAAUACACACACACACACACAGACACAAAGACAGACACACACACACACACACACACACACACACACACACAAAUGUAAACGCACACACACACAUGCACACACACACACAUACACACACACACCCCAAUAUGCUAUGACCACCAUGUGACCAGUAGGCUCCCAUCUGUCAGUCCAUGUCGUGUUCCGGAUCCCCUUCUUCUGAAUCCCUUCAUCUUGUCAGCCAUCUUUUGUUCUUUUCCUAAAUCACCCGUAAGAUCCAGAGCUGUUAUAUUGUGCGAAAGAGUGGAUGAAUCUAGACCUAUGCUGACUGUUAAUUGCACUAUUGUAAAUAUUAUAUGCACUAUCAAAACCCAGAUGCCUCCAGGAGGUAGGGUAACAGUCCCUUAAUACAUUAGUAGAUUGAAUAAUUCAUAAUUGCACUUUAAAGUGGAGGAUGCAUCCCCAGAUAGAAAGGGAACAUUUUACAAUAGAGAUCUAUGGAAAACAGAAAUGUUAUGUGGUGUCCACCGAAAAAAUAAAUUGUUUUUCUGCAGCUCUCAGUGAUGUCUAAGGUAAUCUAUGGGUUAGGCAGUGUCACUGUUUGCCACCAGGUGGCGAUACAUCUACACGAUUAAACAUAAUAUUCAGAGAAGGAGCGUCAGCGCAUCAUAAGAAAGAUGUUCUGGACACCAAUAAAGAAAAUGUAUUGUAAUAUAAUAGGCCACAGUUACACACAAGUGCAAGACUGUCAAUAUGCACUUCAAACCUUGGAUCACACAAGGUGAUGGCAAAAACGGCAGAAGUAGGUAAGGUGAAAACUAAAACUGUUUUGGCGACAGAGAGAUGGCACGGAUGGGGCACUAAACAGUGGGGUUGGCAGUGCAAUUUCUGCAUGCGUCCUGAGCUAAAGCUGUGAUUUGCGACAUCUCUGCGGUCAUAACCCAACA
This is a messenger RNA of Clupea harengus (Atlantic herring), 2953 nucleotides long. Its product is annotated as asparagine synthetase [glutamine-hydrolyzing]-like. The record is from RefSeq and is a predicted model, not a curated record. Bases 98 to 1783 code for a protein of 561 amino acids. The transcript has 12 exons. Gene Ontology annotation, cellular component: cytosol. Gene Ontology annotation, molecular function: asparagine synthase (glutamine-hydrolyzing) activity. Lineage: Eukaryota; Metazoa; Chordata; Actinopteri; Clupeiformes; Clupeidae.